Molecule: messenger RNA, 6981 nt
Organism: Ictalurus furcatus (blue catfish)
Lineage: Eukaryota; Metazoa; Chordata; Actinopteri; Siluriformes; Ictaluridae
Gene: znf536
Product: zinc finger protein 536
Exons: 7
Coding region: 1565-5758 (1397 amino acids)
Biological process (GO): regulation of DNA-templated transcription
Cellular component (GO): nucleus
Molecular function (GO): RNA polymerase II cis-regulatory region sequence-specific DNA binding; DNA-binding transcription factor activity, RNA polymerase II-specific
Source: RefSeq, a predicted model, not a curated record
UCUCUAUUAAAAAAAAUAUACAGAUCAUAAUUUCUUUUUUGAGCAAUACCGGCUAUACGCACAGUAUUAUUUCUAAUACGACGGAGCCAAUUAAGCGGCGUGUGAACAAACAAGAGCGCCGAUGUGACGCUGGUUUAAUAAGAGUCUUUACCGCGGGACAGUCGGGGUCAAUAAGAGGCUGCGAUGUAGCAAAUGUUCUCCUUCACGUUGGGGGGAUUAGAGAUUAUUUCCAGAGCAGUGGUGUCGCGUUGUCCGCGGGUUCGCCUUUUAGACCCGUCGGAGUCGAGCGAAGCGAAUUACACGACAAUGGAGAGCUGCUCCUAAACGGCACGGCGCGGUUCACCUACCAGACAGGGGGAGCGCAAGGCGAGAGAUGGAAAUGUCUUGCGAUGCCGGGUGACUGGUAUCAAUGAACGCGUUGUUACACAGAAAAAAAAAGAGAAAAAGAUAACUAGUUAAUCAAAUAAAGAGCGAUUUAAGAAAUAAAUAAAUAAUACAAUCCGGUGUGAAGCGUGCGGAGCUGUGGGAUAGGGAUCCCGGAGGCGGACGCUCCUAACAGGUCCAGAGCGCACUUUUCUCCCCCUCUUUUCGGCUCAGAAGUGAUCGCAGGUCAAUCAUGUGGGCCGCGCUUCAACAUUCAGACAAGACGAGCUUCACGCAGCGCACGAGUUUCUUUCAUAUAUAAAGGUAAGAAGUGAAGCGCUUUAAGAUUCGGGAUGCUUUUAUGCGUUUUUGUGGUGCGAAGUGCAGGCUCAGUGUGUGUGCGUGUCGCGGCUGUGCCGUUAUGUUUCAGUCCUCCUGUUUAUAUGAUUAAAUAAGGCGCAGGAAUGAAAUAUAUCUAACAGCGAGGAGGCUUUAGUGCGCGUUGGUCAAAGAGGAGACUCGAAUCGAAAGCGACCGGACUUUUCUUUUUCUUUUUCUUUUCUUCUCUUCUUGAUCAUGCUCGUGAACUUGAACAUGAUAAACGUGAUCUCUUUGGUUUUAUUUUUCUAGUCCGUGCUUCAUGACUGUCUGACGCGCAAUGGUGAUGAAAGGCAGGCUGUGCGUAAAAGUAACGCGCCCUCCACUUUACUACUGCUGACCGGCUGGAUGUGACCAAGCUGAGGACAAGAAGGAAACAAACAAACAAACAAACAAAAAACUUUUUUUUUUCCCCCCCUUUUUUCCUGCCGAGUCUCUGCUCUAAACUUUCUCGCUCCGCGUUUCCGUGUGGAGUUUGGGCGAAGCUUCAUACAGAUCUCGGGGGAGCUCAGGCUUGAAGUUGUCGUGUGUUCAAACUUUGUGCGCUGGAUUUGCCGGUGAGACCUGCCAUUUUGUGCUCGGAUCGAGCCGCUCAGGAACAUUAUGCUCGGAGGGACGUGAUGAUGAUGAUGGCAUUCAACAACCGAGGGAUUCAACACUUGGGAAACCUCCUCUGACGACCUUCUACAUCUCUUGCUAUCUCACAGAGUAAAGACAUCCCGCUGGUCAUCGCAAAGUGCUGUACACACUUGGUGGCGUGGGUGGAGCCACGGUGUCUUCAUCCUGACAGGCCCCAGACCAGUAUGCAGUUAGAGUGAUCAGGAUGGAAGACUCUAGUUUGUGCCUUGGUGUGUCCUCAGCGGUCCCUGAUGCUGACACCCAUAUCACCAGUGCCAUGCUCAAUGGCCGCUACCCAAUCAGUCAGAAGCUGCAUCAGCUGACUGCUCAACUUGGCCACGCCUUCCCUGACCUCCCAAGCCGCCAACAAAUCCCAGAGGAAAAAGCAGCCACCCCAUUGGAUGAGAAAACACAUGUUGCACUGGCCAGUCAGCCGAUUAGCAGCCAGAUGGCUCUGCUAGCCAAUCAACUCAACCGUAACAUGGAUGCAAGUGCCCUAGGUGGUCUCAAUGGCCGUGUCGACCUGCAGCAAUUCCUCAACGGGCAGAAUUUGGGAAUCAUGUCUCAGAUGAAUGAUAUAGAAGAUGAUGCCCGCAAGAAUCGCAAGUAUCCAUGCCCACUAUGUGGAAAACGAUUCCGCUUCAACAGCAUCCUUUCCCUGCACAUGCGCACCCACACUGGUGAGAAGCCCUUCAAGUGUCCCUACUGUGAUCACCGAGCAGCCCAGAAGGGUAACCUCAAGAUUCACCUCCGUACCCACAAGUUGGGUAGUCUGGGGAAGGGUCGUGGUCGUGUACGCGAAGAAAACCGACUUCUUCAUGAGCUUGAAGAGCGUGCCAUCCUACGUGAUAAGCAGAUGAGAAACAGCUUGCUGCAGCCUUCACAAUCGCUUCCACCCCACCUGGGUCUGCAGAACCAAAACCAGCAACAGCCAAGCUCUGCGUGUAGCCUCCUGACACCUACAAGUCUGGGAGGCACAUCAGAAGGGCUUGCACAACCCUCUGCCUCACCUAAGCCAGCAGGCACUAACCAACAAGAUGAACAGGCACUUAACCCAGCCAUAGGCUUCCGUUGUACCUUUUGCAAAGGCAAGUUCAAAAAGCGUGAGGAGCUGGAGCGUCAUAUUCGCAUCCUUCAUAAACCCUACAAGUGCACUCUCUGUGAGUUUGCUGCUUCCCAGGAAGAAGACCUCAUCAGCCAUGUGGAAAAGGCACACAUCACUGCCGAGUCAUGCCAAGGGCAGGGUACAGGAGCUGGCAGUGGAGAGAAGCCUGCCAAUGAGUUUCGAUGUGAUGUCUGUGGCCAGAUCUUCAGCCAGGCUUGGUUCCUGAAGGGUCACAUGCGCAAGCACAAGGACUCCUUUGAGCACUGUUGUCAGAUCUGUGGGCGUCGGUUCAAGGAGCCCUGGUUCCUAAAAAAUCAUAUGAAGGUGCAUCUCAACAAGCUUGCCAUUAAGAGUAAGCCUCCAAUUGGAGGUGGAGCUGAGCAAGAUGGGCCCUCUGUCAACAGUAUAAGCAGCUUAGCACAAGAAGCCCAUGCCAACCUGUACUCACGUUACAUCUCCUGUCUGCAAGGUGGUUUCCUCAGUCCUGAAAAGCAGAGCUUGGCUGAACAACAACACCAAAUGUUGGCCAAGGCUGGCAUAGCUAUGAAAGAGAAAGAAAUGCUGGGAAAGUUGCUGGGACCAAUGGCCGGCAUGAGUCAUGGUCUGGGGGAGAAUGAGAAGCGCUCACUGUUAGGUUGCUUGAAUCUGGUGCCUCCUCUAAAGUCAAGUUGUAUGGAGCGCUUACAGGCAGCAGCAAAGGUGGCAGAAAUGGAUCCACUUAAUAGUUACCAGGCCUGGCAGAUCAUGGCACGCAGCAUGGCCAUGGAGCGUUCUUUCAUGCCAAAAGAUCAGCACCAUGGAGCCCAUGUGCAAGAGGAAGAAAUGGCUAGUGCCGCUGGGAUAGUGCCCUUUGGGAAAGACAAGCAUGAGCACUCUAAUCUUGAUUCCAGUGAUGGCCCCAAGCAGAAGAACCACCCUGAUGCCCUCCAUGGGGUAAGGACCGGUGGAAGCAUAAUGUCCAUGAAGGAAGAAGCUGGGAGCUUUGAUGGUCACCGUGAGUUCCUGCCUCAGCACGGUGGUCUGGGCCUUGGUCAAGGGCUCGAGUACAGCCUGGCCAGCAUGAAAGAGAAGCCCACUGAGUGCCCUGACUGUGGUAGAAUAUUCAGAACCUACCACCAGAUGGUAGUCCACUCUCGGGUGCAUAACAAAGACCGGCGCCCAGAAGAGGGUCUGCAACAUGGCCUAGAUGAGAGACGUGGCUCCGCCAGUGACCCUGAGUCUCAGUCCAUCAGCCGUUCCACCACCCCAGGCUCAUCCAAUGUGACAGAAGAGAGCGGGGCAGGAGGCGGCCACUCCCAGACAGGAAGUGUGCAGGAUGACAGCCCUCAUCCUUCUUCCCCUUCCUCAGAUGUUGGGGAUGAGAUGUCGAAGGCACCAGGAGCAGUUCCUCCUCCUGCUACCCAGCACCGAGAGAGGAGUGUGGGAUCCGCCAUGAAAGACUGCCCCUACUGUGGCAAAUCCUUCCGUACCUCCCAUCACCUGAAAGUCCACCUGAGAAUACAUACGGGUGAGAAGCCCUACCGAUGCCCUCAUUGUGACUAUGCUGGCACUCAGUCUGCUUCCCUGAAGUAUCACCUUGAGCGUCACCACCGUGAGCGUCAGAAUGGCAAUGCCUCCUCUGCCAACCACCCUCCAUCCUCCGAUCACAAAGAUGACCACAGCAAGACCAACAGUGGCAGUGGCAUAUUUGCACGACCUGAUGUUCUCCGUGGGGUCUUCAAAGGGAUGAUGCCCUCCAGCCUUGAUUUUAGAGGAGGCCAGAUGCUUACACAGUGGGCCACUCCUGCUAUGCUCUCUCCCAGAGAGAGAGAUCGUGAGAGAGAGCGAGACCGCCAUGGACUAGGAGCAGAGCCCAACUCUGAGAGCAUGAAGGCCCCUGAAGGUCCAGCCACUGGAGGCGAAAGCCCAGCCAGUUUUUCAGACCUGGGACGGGCUUACCAGAGUAUGAUGGGGAAUGGAGUCAACUUUCAGGGCUCUCUCCAGGCCUUCAUGGAUAGUUUUGUGCCGAAUUCCAUGAAGAAGGAGAAGGAAAUACGAGAGAAUCAGCUACAUGGUCAGCACUUUGGCCUGGAGGGAACAGAGCACAAGAUCAAGAGGGCCAAUGAUGCCAACCAGGAAGAGAACCCUUCUGAAACCAAGCCAACUGAGGGCAUCCGCUCCCAGUAUGAGCCUCUGGAUCUGUCAGUCAGGCCUGAUGCAGGAACCCUACCUGGGGCGUCUCUCACCAUCCAGGACAAUGUAGCCUGGCAUGGAUGUCUGUUCUGUUCCUUUACCACUGCCUCUGUGGAGUUGAUGGCUCUUCACCUGCAAGCCAACCACAUGGGUAAAACCAAAUCAGGCCAAGGCAAAGAAGUUAAAGAACACCUACUGGGUGAAUCUUCCCACACUGGCAGCUCUGGUCUGGCACCUCCUCCAGGCCUUCUCCAUCUGCAUGAGUCCCUUAAAGAUCGAGAGACUGAAUCUGGAGACUUGAAGAACCAAGUUGGUUGGUCCAACCACCUGGAGCCGAACCCACAUGGAGCCUCUAUGGGAACCUUCUCAAGCGACUUUUACAAGUCCUUUAGCCCCAUGUAUGAUAGCUCCUCCAGGGGUCCUGCUGGAUUCUUGGACCAGCAAGAAAAUCCGGCCAGUCAGUUGGGUGGUCAGGAUGAGCUCUGUGACAAAGCAUCAUGUGUUGAAAUGGAGGCAUGUGAGGAGCGGGAAGGUCAGUCAGAAGAUGAUGAAGCAGCCCACGAAGAGCAGUCAUCUAAUCCUGCUUCUGCGGAGCACCAGGCGCACUCUGAUGAUGAAGAAGCAGAAGAGGAAGAAGAUAUGGAGGUGAGAGACAUGGAAGACGAAGACCAUAGGACCAUCAGAAUGCAUCCUGACUCCCCCUUGUCUAGGAAGGAUGCUCAGCGAACAAAGGUAUCCAUGGGUGCCCAGGGACGUGGUCCAUCUCCACCCCAGCCACCCACCCUAGAGAAACAGUGGCAGCAGCCGGGUCUGAGUCUCAUUUCUCCAGCCAAUGGUCCCCCAGGCCUGCUGAAGCCCGAGCAGGCUCACCUGGAGCACCAGAUGAACAUGCUGUCAGUCCUACGGGCCUACAGUUCUGAGAGCCUAGCAGCUUUCAACGGAGGCCUGUCCAGCAGCUCCAAUGGAGGAGGUGGUGGAAGCAGCUCCAGCAUGAAGAGAACCGACCCCUCUGUUCAUCUGUGGGCGGAUGAAGAAGCUUCCAGAAGGUUUGGACCCGCUCUUGCCCCCGAGCCUAAGCUAACUGACUCUGAGAUGCAGGACGCACCACUAAUCAGAGAAUAACUCACAAGCAAGAGCAAGAGGAGGAGGAUGGCGAGGAUGUUGAAGAAGAGGAGGAGGUGGAGGACAGAGAUGAAGAUGCUGAUCGUGACAAUGACAGGCAAUGUGAUGUUUAUGACUCUAAAUUUGAGUUAUGGAAAGAGAACACAAACUGAUGCUCCCUGAAGGACCAAGUGAAGAAAAAAAGAUGUUGAUGUUUAGCAAGAUGGAUAAAAUAACUUUGGUUCCUGUGUGUUUUGUCUGUUCAAUUCUGGCGUGUGUAGCUGAUAUACAUACAUACAUACAUACAUAAAUACAUACAGUACUCUAUUUUUUUCCUUUUCUAGUUAUGUCGUUUGCUUAGUCACACAUUCCUUGCACCAAAAUGUCACCCUGACAGAAUUUGCAGUUUCAACCAAGAGACUUUUCUCUCUUUUUUUGGACAACCUGAGCUCUCCAUAUUUCUCACUGCCUACUGAAACAAUGCUACAUGAGUGUGACUCGUACCUGGUUCAUAUCUCUAAGCUUUCGGACUGUGUAUUUGGAGACCAAGCACACUUGCAGCAGUUCUUUUUGAACAACCUCUUAUACAAACAGCCAGUGUGAGGAUGUGUGAAACAAGCAUGUGCUUUCUGGAAGCAGGAUAAAGACUAUAUGGAUGUACAGUAUCCCCUUCAAAAAAAAAAAAAAAAAAAAAAAAGGGAAGCAUUGAAGGACUGUGGAGUUUUUUUCUUGGACCUUUGGACCUUCUAGCCAUGUUUUCUUUCGUGAUGUGUUUCAGAGCGUAUCCAGGACAUGUGUUCAGAGCUGCUCUCUGGGAAAACAGAGCGAGCUUGGGCACAAAUAUCUGAGACAUUCCCGAAAUCCAGCAGUGGUGAUAGCUGGACUAGUUGGCACAGAUCUUAAAAAAAAAAUGAGAGAAAAAAUGACCUGAAUCUUGAACUCUGAAAAAGGAGAACACAAAACCAGGUUGACUUUCAUCUCAGUCAUUGAGAAUCUAUUUGUAAUAUACUGCCACCAAUCAGUGUUGCAAAGUGUUACUGACUACUGAAAUGGUUUGAUGUAUUUACUUGUUAAAAAUGCUAAAAAAAAGAAAAAAAAGAAAAGAAGAAAAAGCAAACAUACAAGCAAGAAACACAAAUAUUGUCUAGCCUUAGAUACAGUCAUGCGUUGUUGCAUCUACAAAGCUAUCUGUUUUUUGAUUGUAGGCCUUAGAUUGGACUUUUUUUUCUUUUCUAGUACUGUAC